Purpureocillium lilacinum is the source of this 1944-nucleotide messenger RNA. RefSeq lists its product as uncharacterized. The record is from RefSeq and is a predicted model, not a curated record. NCBI's taxonomy places the organism in Eukaryota, Fungi, Ascomycota, Sordariomycetes, Hypocreales, Ophiocordycipitaceae.
AUGUCGUCGGCAAAGCAGCGACCUUCGGUCCUUGUCACCGACUCGAGGGAGAGGGCCAGCCAGAGAAGGGUCCCCCGUCGCCAGGACAGCACUGCCGCCACGAGUGGCCGGGUACCGAUGCGGUUCAUGACUGUCGAUAACGUCCUCCAGUACAACUCGCAGAUCCCAUCUGGCCAGCCGCGCGCCCCUGCCAUGUCUACGCUACGCCCUGGCCCUUCUGCCGGGGCUCCUUCGAGCCGACGAGUCUCUGCCGGUGGCCUCCCCAAUGUUCAAUCGCGCACGGGAAAGCCCAUGCCAUCGCGAACGACCAAGAUCAGCGAGAAGCUAGUGCUUCUACCGGAUACGGACGACAAGGAGGACGCCGAGGAAGAAAUCGAGAGCGAGUCGGUCCUGGCGAGGAGACUGCAGGAAGAGGACAACCGGCCGUUGAGGGAUGAGGAACUCGACGUGCUCAAGAAGAGAGGCGGUAUCCGGGGCAAGAGCUAUGCCGAGAGGCUGCCCAAGCCGCAACGCAAGGACAAAGUCAGUCGCCUGACAGCAUACUGCACGGCCCAGGCCUUCAAGAUUGGAGCCACGUCCGAGUUCUUGCGGAAGAGACACGAGGCCAAGACGAAGCUCUACGACGACUGUCUGUACGUCAUCUACGCGCUGCCCUUGCUCAACGGCACGGAAGGCUACCGCGUACGGGGGAGGCCCAUGCUCAAGACACCGGGCACUGGAAAGACGAUGCUGGAUCUCGAGAUUGAGAGGACAGAGCGUCGGGACCAGCACGAAGGCUACUUCGAAGACGACGCUUACACGACGCCUGAGAGCCCCGAAAGAGGAAGCCGCGGAGGGGGCCCGUUUGCAGACCCGUCCCCAGAGGACGAGGGCCGCCGAGAGCAAGAGUACGGUAUACCGUCACAAAUGAAUCGGCUCGCGCCGGACGCCAAGAACUUUGCCGAAAUGUUUGUCUACUCGUAUGGCGUCGUGGUAUUUUGGAACUUUACCGAGCACCAGGAGAAGGACAUCCUCGCCGAUCUAACCUUUGCUGAUGCCGAGGAUGGCAUCAACCUGCUCACCCGCCCCCUCGACCAGGACGACUUCGAGACGGAGCAGUUCCACUUCGAGUACAGCGCCGACGUCAAGCGGCCACGAGUGUUCAACGACAUGAUUACGCUGCUGCCCAGAUCAGACCACAUGAUCAAGCUCACCAUAAGUCACGCCAUUGCCCAGAGUACCAAGCUGUGCUUCUUCGAGGAGAGGAUGAGCGAGACGAUGCUGGACGCGCAACACGUCCCCAAGACGCUGGCGCUGACGGGCGAGCUCAACAUGACGAGGACGGAGAUUGUCAAGAUCCUCGGUCGACUCUUCAAGAGCCGCGUCGACAUCAAUCUAUCAUCCAACAUCCUCGAUGUGCCCAACUUCUUCUGGGACUCGGAGCCAACGUUGCAUCCGUUGUACGAGGCGGUGCGCGAGUAUCUGGAAAUCGAUCCGCGCAUCAAGGUGCUAAACGAGCGGUGCCGAGUCUUCCUCGACCUAGCCGAGAUCCUGUCCGACUCGGUAGCGGACGCCAAGAUGAGCGCCAUCACGUGGAUCGUCAUCAUCCUCAUCGUCAUCAGCAUCCUCGUGACCGUGACCGAAGUUGGCCUGCGGUUCGUCAUGCUCAGCAAGAACUCGGACAUGACAAAAGGCCCCGGCACCGUGGGAUCGAUCUCGUGGAGCGGAGCGGCGGGCGGACCCGGCGCGGCCCCAGAAAUACUGCUCGUGCCGCCUCCGCCCUCGGGGCUGGAGCCGGGCGAGGUCGGGGCCGGGACGCGGGGAGUCGGGGCCGAUGGGAUGAGCGACCUCGAGCUGCUGGCAGUCACACUCGGCCUGCGGUCGAAUGCCUCGGUUGGCGACAUACGUCAGGGCAUCCUGGAUUUGAAACAGGGCUCGACGUCGCCAGCCCGCUGCCCCCCGUAG